AUGGCACCUUACGUCCAGGACGCUGCUGGUGCUGAUGUCGUCCCUCAGCCUCGAAUUCAGUCAAAGAGCGUAACGCUCAAUCAUGAUCAGGUUCAAAAGCCCGUCGCGGACGACUUUAUGUACGAUUUCAAAUACAACCACCCUCUCCCCACCACUGAUGUCCUGGGCAUUGACAUCCCCGCCGAUUGCGAUGCUCAGAAGGAGGCCGAAUGUAUUGCUGCCAAUCUCUCCAAGGCUACAUCCGAGGAAGACCCACAGGCGUUUGCUGAGCUUUUCCUCGAUUAUGGCGUGUGGCGUGACAAACUCUCUUUUACCUGGGAUUUCCGCACAUUCAACUUCAAGGAAGCCAUCCUGAAAGCCGCUACAGACCUCUUGCCGCAGACCAAGGCCAGAAAUUUCAACCUUCUCGAGCCUGCCCCCAAGGUGUCCCGCCCUUACCCCGAUUUCUCGCAGUUGCAAUUUGUUCUAUCUUUCGAGACUGAGAUCGUUGUCGCCUCGGCUGUUAUCAAUGCCGUUUUCACCAAAAAUGAAGGCUGGAAGAUUUACACUAUGCAUACCGUUGCCGAGAGCCUCAAGCAAUUCCCCGAGCAAAGUGCACCAGAUGGACAUAUGACUGGAAUCACCAGUUGGGAGAGCCAAAGAGCGGAGGCUAUCACUACCGUGGAUCCCGAGGUGCUCAUCAUCGGCGGUGGCCAAAAUGGCCUUGCGAUGGCUGCCCGUUUGAAAGUCCUUGGUAUGGACAACCUGAUCAUCGAGCGCAGCGACGAGAUUGGAGAUAUCUGGAAGAAACGUUACGAAUACCUCUCUCUUCACUUCCCCCACUGGCCCGACUCUUUGCCAUACUUCAAGUACCCUCAACACUGGCCCACAUACACUCCCGCUCAGAAGCAGGCACUGUAUAUGAAGUGGUAUGCGUCCGCCCUCGAGCUUAACGUGUGGACCAAGUCGGAAGUUGUGAAGGCCGAGCAAGACGCCGAGGGAAACUGGACAGUUAUAAUCAACAAGCAAGGCGAGACUCGCACGCUUCAUCCUAAGCAGCUGAUCAUGGCCACAUCGCUAUGCGGUGUUCCUUCUACCCCAGCCAUCCCCGGUAUGACGGAAUUCCGCGGUGAGAUCCGCCAUUCCAGCACCCACAAAUCCUCGCGGGACUUUGUUGGAAAGAAGGUUUGCGUCGUUGGAACAUCAUCCUCAGGCUUUGACACAGCAUAUGAGUGCGCCCGUCUAGGGAUUGAUGUGACUAUGCUUCAACGAUCCCCGACAUACGUGAUGUCUUUGACACACUCUGUUCCACGUAUGCUUGGAGGCUACGCACCAGACAAGAACGGCAAUAUCCCCGACACUGAAGUACAAGACCGUCUCAACUUCUCAACGCCGGUCGGACCAGGUGAAGAACUAGCCAAACGCACCGCCAAAGAUCUUGAGGAUCUCGAUAAACCUCUACUUGAAGCUCUGAAUGCUCGAGGACUACGAACAUGGCGCGGCCAGCGUGACACCGGCAAUGCCACUCUGAGCCUGACCCGAAACGGUGGCUUCUACUUCGACGCUGGCGCGUGCGACGAAAUUAUCAAUGGGAAUAUCAAGGUCGAGCCUGGCUUCAUUGAGAGAUUCACUGAAGAUAAAGUGAUUCUGAAUGGUAACCGUGAGAAAGAGUUCGAUCUGGUGGUUUUUGCUACUGGGUUCUCGAACACGAUUGAUUCUAUCCGGGUUACGCUUGGCGAGAAGAUCGCCAGUCAAUGUGGACCGAUUUGGGGUAUUGAUGAAGAGGGCGAGUAUAAAACGGCCUAUAAGGAGACAGGGGUACCGAACAUGUGGAUCAUGGUUGGUUUCCUUCCAAUGACCCGGUAUGCCUCCAGAUUGUUGGCUCUGAGAUUGAAAGCCCUCAAGGAGGGAAUCUCGCCUCCUUCCUACAAAGUCUGA
This is a messenger RNA of Penicillium brevicompactum, 1917 nucleotides long. Its product is annotated as flavin-containing monooxygenase. Gene Ontology annotation, molecular function: flavin adenine dinucleotide binding; monooxygenase activity. Lineage: Eukaryota; Fungi; Ascomycota; Eurotiomycetes; Eurotiales; Aspergillaceae. Bases 1 to 1917 code for a protein of 638 amino acids. The record is from RefSeq and is a predicted model, not a curated record. The transcript is spliced from 3 exons.